This is a messenger RNA of Synchytrium microbalum, 3564 nucleotides long. RefSeq lists its product as uncharacterized. Bases 1 to 3564 code for a protein of 1187 amino acids. NCBI's taxonomy places the organism in Eukaryota, Fungi, Chytridiomycota, Chytridiomycetes, Synchytriales, Synchytriaceae. The transcript is spliced from 10 exons. The record is from RefSeq and is a predicted model, not a curated record.
AUGCCGACUCUGACUCGCACGAAGAAGCCAAUAGUUCUCCUUCAACCUCCAACACAUACUGACGAUCAGAUUGAGGUCCUGCAAAUCCGCUUCACUGGAGAGAUAUUCACAGACUACGAUCAAUACUGGGAACGACUUCGACUCUACAAUCAACGCAUAUGGGAAUGCGCUGAAACUGGAAAAUCAAAACUGACUUACGAACAAGCUCUGAAUUCCGAACUGGAAGCUCGCAAGAUUCUAGAGGAUCGGCUGCCGGAUGUAUGGCGAAAGCCCUGUCUCGAGUUGAUUCAAUUCAACACAAGACGUCUAAACCAACUCGUCGACGAAAUCCACGAAUGGUUUAAAGAAAACGCCAUUGUCGGUGAACAAGUCACCAUCGAAAUCGAAUCUACUCAACAUGACGCUAAAAUCACGGAAGUAAUCCAAGCGCAUUCUCGUCCUGGUCCAAACCCAUACGCUGCUCCUCCCGUAAACCCAGAUGCCACAUGGCCUGAUGUUACUCUGUAUCGCGUGCAUCAGUGCGCGCUUGAUGGAACACUGCUGCCUCCCCAUACAAAUCCAAACCAGCCGACAGAGUACUGGGUUAGUCUGAAUGCGAUGAAGAGGAAUCGGGUCGCAUUGUCAAAGAAUAAUUUGAGAGAGUUUGUCAGGGAGAAUGCGAGUAAGGAUCCGUGGCAGGGGGCGCCGUGGUUGAUUAGGGCUGAUUUAGCAGGACGAUAUGGCAUAUCUACUACACCCCCAGUCAAUGUACAGGCCAACUUUGAAGUUCGUGAAGAGAAAGAGCUUAAAAUUGAUGAUCGCAAGAGGAAGAAGACUGAAGAUGGCGCACCAACGCAAAAACGUGCUGCAAAUCAUCUCAUGUCCACUCUCAAUCUGCCAGUGGAAGACUUGGAAUUGCUAUCUGUACCUCCACGUGCCAAUCAACCACCUAUACCACGACCAAUACCAACAUCUGACUUUGGUGCUGUGCCACAAGAACUGGUGCCCGACGUCCUAGUGAUAUGGACUUUUCUUGGAGUCUUUGGAAAAUCUUUGCAUCUAUCACCCUUCACAUUGGACGACUUUAUAUCUUCACUCUCAUAUCAAGGUCUACCAGCUUCAACCCUUCUAGUAGAAGUCUUUGGAAGUCUAUUACAUCUAGCAUGUCUAGAAUGGUCGCUCAAAGUUGAUGCAGCCAUUAGAGCAGCAGCAAACCAGCCUGCAACAUUUAUCGACCACCAAACCAUUCCGAUACCACCAGAACAACGUGUAGCCCUCCACGUCGACGAUAUCGAUAAACCCAUGCACGAAACCGCAAACACCUUAUACGCCAAACUGAUUGCCGAUGAACGAGCAUCACUAGAUCAAUGGUGGAAGUGGUAUCCCGGACGAUGGCAUUCAGGAAUGGAUGGACAUCGACCGUCGGUUGCUGCAUUGCUAGCUAAUACACGAGCUGAACGGUCGAUUCCAAACACGAAACGAUUACGUGCUUGGGAAGUUGUGUUGGCUGGUCUUGUACGUGACUGGAUUCCGGCUGAUUGUUUGGCUAAUAAAUGGACUGUGUUGUCGUUGUUGCUUGGUGGAGAACUUGAUGGGCGAGGAGGUGAGCCGCCAUCUGUACAUAGUGCUGCGUCAAGUGAAAUGGGAGAUGAGAGGACUGCGUCACCGUCUGUGAAUGGAACCAAUAAUAUCGAUGAUAAUGAUGAUUCUCUUGCUGGUGGUAGUGGGCACCUAGAUGUAGUGAAUGGUGGUGGCAGUGUUAGUAACAAUGGUAAUAGUACUAGUACCAAUAAUCGUAAACGAGCCGCUGAUACACCCGAUACUGCAUCCUAUCACGAAGACAUGGCAAACUAUGAAAACGGCAAUGGCAGUGAAGAUGAUUCGCGACCCAUCCAACGAAAAUCAUCUCGAACCAAGAAACCCAAAAUCGUCAAAGAUGAAUCCCCUGAUCCUGAUUCACCUAUCGUAUCAGCACUACCACAUCCAAUAACAUCAUUACGUGAACGCCCCAUACGAGCCACCCGAACUGCUACACCCGACAUGUUAUCUGCCACUACGCCGACCAACAAUACAUCCCAAACACCAACACCGCCUAUAAAGAAAAAGGCACCGCCACCAUCACGACGUUCUGCCGCCGCUGCUGCACAGCAGUCACAAACACUGGACAUAGAUCGAUUGUUGCAGGUUACCGAGUAUGGGUUUGUUGCAUUGACCGUUGCUGAAAAGGUCAAGAUCUUAAAGUUUCUGGCGGAUGAGUGCUGUAUGACUAGUAAUGUUAUACGGGAUGCAUUUGAGGCUUCGCUUGUGCGGAUUAGUGAGCUUAAGACUGAGAAGAGGGAUGUGAACAAUCUGAUUAAGGCUCUAGCACAGUCAAAACGAGACCUAAAGAAACAGAGAUCAGGUGCUGUGGCAGCCGCCAAAGCAGCCAAGCAAACUACUAGAAAAGGUGGGGCUGCUGCAGCAACACCAUCUGCUCUCGCACCAGCUACACCUGCAUCAGCAAUAGCAGCCAUCAAGAUGGAAGAUGAUCCACCACUCAGUGAUCGAAUGACUGAUAAUUCGAGUGAUUUGAGUGAUCAUGCUGCAACCAGUUCUGGAGAAGAUAAUGGUGAUUCGGAUGGUGGGACUAGUAAUGCGACGGGGAGUGAUGAUAGGCCAUCUUCGAGGAAGAGGUCCAAAAAAACGAAAACCCGAGUCACUAAAAAGGGGAAAACUGGGAAACAACCUUCAUCGUCUACUCUAACUUCUGCAACAACCCGUAAUUCUUCUUCAACACCACAACCAACAGCACCACCAGGACCCCUAUCAUCAGGCGACGUAAUCCAAAAUAUUGCCCAAGAACGACUCCGAAUCGAAGAAGAAGAAUUAAAACUAGCCAAACGCCAACUAUUCCUCGAUCAAGAAAUUCGUCGUCUCGAAGGUGUAUCCCGCAUUCGCCCACUCGGACGCGACCGACACUACAACCGCUACUGGUGGUAUGACGAAUACGUCGGCGCAUACCCACCGGGCUCUGAACUACCUGACGCCCCACCUGUACCAAAGGGCCACAAGGCACGUCCUGCUGUGCCGAUUGUCUUGGAGUGGGCUGCUGGACGCGUCUUUGUUGAAGAAUUUGGAGUCGGUGUUGGUGCACAUAGUGUAAAUAGUGUUACCGAUGUGGAACGGGAUGCUGCUGGGGUUGGCAUUGCGUAUGGGAGGGGCAAGGCUGUGAGGUGGGGGUGUUAUCAGACUGUUGAGGAGGUUGAUUUGCUGAUGAAGUGGUUGAAUGCGAGGGGGGUGAGAGAGUCGGCGCUUUUGAAUGGGAUUGCGAGGGUGCAGCCGCUUAUAUUGGGGAGUGUGGGGAAGCGUGUUGAGGACUUGACUGCUACAAAUGAAGAUAUAGAAGAAGAAGGCAAGACCGAUGUAGAUGAAGAAAUGGGUCAGGAAUCCAAUACUGCUGCUUCUCCUGCUGCUCCUAAGAGACAAAAACAAAUGAAUCCUAGUAGUAGUACUACGAUACCGUCACAAUCAUCGAGAUUCAUGGCUCCAUUCACAAGUGAUGAUCAUUUGGAGUAUUUGAAUAAGGAGGCUAGAUUGGUUGGAUGA